This is a messenger RNA of Mangifera indica (mango), 1263 nucleotides long. RefSeq lists its product as uncharacterized. The coding region runs from base 1 to 1263 and encodes 420 amino acids. The transcript has 5 exons. Gene Ontology annotation, biological process: protein transport. Lineage: Eukaryota; Viridiplantae; Streptophyta; Magnoliopsida; Sapindales; Anacardiaceae. The record is from RefSeq and is a predicted model, not a curated record.
AUGCAUGUUUCCUCUGUUUGCAGCAAGAACUUGGUUAGGCUUGUUCAGUGCCGUCUCAAGUUUCUGAAGAUCAAAAGAGACACAAUUGUGAGACAAUUACGUGAUGACAUUGCUCACUUGCUAAACAAUGGCCACAUUGAUGCUGCCUUUUCCAGGGUUGAGCAGCUGUUCAAGGACCAGAGUCUAUUGGCUGCAUAUGAUCUUUUGGGUCAUUUCUGUGAAUUCAUCAUCAUUCAUUUCCCCUAUAUUCGCAAGCAUAAGAGGUGUCCUGAUGAUAUUAAUGAGGCAGUUUCAACUUUAGUAUUUGCUGCUGCCUGGUGUGGUGAUCUGCCUGAACUGAAAUCUAUCCAGAAGCUACUUGCAGAGCGUUAUGGGCACAAGUUUGCCAAGGCUGCUGUUGGAUUACAUCCUGGAAACCUUGUGAAUAUUCAGAUUAGGGAGAAGCUUAUUGUAAAGUCAAUUCCCGAUGAUGCAAAAGUAAGAUUGAUAGAUGAAAUAGCCAAGGAAUACAGCCUCCAAAAUUUAUCAAAGUUUUGUGGGCAUAAUGAGUGUCAAUGGGAAGGAUUUGUCUUCAAGGAAGUGCCAGAAAUAAAUUAUAACAGCCUUAAGGGACAGCAGAUUCUGGCUUCAUGUUAUAAAGAAAAACGUACUGACAGGUCUGUAAAAUUGACAUUUGAGACUCUUCAAGUAGGUACUAUGCAUAAAAGUGCAGCACAAUUGGAAAGCUGUAAUCUAGUUGGAAGUUUUAACCAACCUGAAAUGAAGCUUUCUACAUUCCCAUUGGAAGACUUAUUUCAGUUUCAGGAUAAUACAGUCAAUUUUGAGCAAGUACAGGAGAUCAGGCUUAGCACAGUAGAGGAUGAGUGUGAUGAGGACAAAAGGGCAUUUUUGUUCUUUGAUUCAUCCAUUUCCGCAUUAGGAGACUGUUCUACAUUUGGUAGAGCAAGCUACUGCUCCCUAGAGCAUCCCUGUAACUAUGGUGUUAUGGAGUUCCCUGGAGAAAAUCUCCAAUUUGGACGAGCAGAAGUUUCACAUUUUCCAGGCAGUUGUACAUCUUGGUGUUGCUCUUGUUCAAAAGGAUCUUAUGAGAGGACUGUGACUAGUGAAAACGAUUUGCAGUCAGCUUCUUCAGAGUUUCAACAUUCAGAAAAAAGCAAUGCCUCAUUGCAUAGCCAUGUGCACCCAAAGCUUCCUGACUAUGAUGAAGUGGCAGCCAUAUUCAUGGCUCUGAAGAAACAACAUAAGCAAAGAACAGCUCCCUGA